Caenorhabditis elegans is the source of this 483-nucleotide messenger RNA. It is a transcript of the gene T11F9.21, whose product is annotated as CX domain-containing protein. The record is from RefSeq and is marked reviewed. The transcript has 4 exons. NCBI's taxonomy places the organism in Eukaryota, Metazoa, Nematoda, Chromadorea, Rhabditida, Rhabditidae. The coding region runs from base 1 to 483 and encodes 160 amino acids.
AUGUUUCGAAAAUUUUUCACUUUUUUACUGAUCAAUAAUAACCUACAUAACCAUAUACUUUUCAGAACAGGAUACAUCGAAUUCAGUUAUCUGUCAAGGUUUUUAAGCGAACCAAGGGUUAUUGAGCAUUACUUUUCUUAUAAUAAUGUGACUGAUAUUUAUUCAAUCGAUAAGCAUAGUAUAUUUCCGUUCAACAAAAACUACUACUUUUUCGAUGAUUUUUAUGAACCAACCGAAAAUAGGACCAAAGUUUGCAUUUUCAAGCUCUACAGGCAUUACGAAGAAAUUGAUCAUGUAGUAUUCAGUGAUGGAUCACGUCCGAAGCAAAUAGUGUUUGGCUGUCAUUCUUAUCAAGUAUGCUGUGAAGUUGGAUGCUGUGAAAUCAACAAUUAUAUCUAUUUCUGGUUUUUAUAUCCCUGUGCUGCAUUAAUGAUUGCUUUUGCCUGCUUGGCUCGUAAGAACCGAGAAAAUGAAGCCACAUGA